AUGUGUUCAGGUUCACGGAGCGGCGGCGGAGGUUACAGCCCACAAAGACGCUCCAAAUCCGGGGACAGUGGCGGCGCUUUGAGGCGCUUUGAGGCCGCAGGAGGUGCUCCGUGUUCGGCUUGUUCGACUGCGAGACGGAGGCGGGAGAGCCGAGCGGGAGCCGAGCGCUGCCGGCCACACCCGAGUCCCAGCUCCUCCGGCACAGAGACACGGGGAGGAGAAGAGAGGAGUUUAAGGAGUUUAAGGAGAGGUAAGGAGGUACAAAUUAAAAAACAAAAACACAAAAGAGAAAAAAAAAAGACGAGAAAAGAAGAAAACAGAAGAUUCAAAAUAAAACAGCGCGAGUCAAACCGGAAAAAGAGGCGGGAAACGGACAUAAACAAGCAAAACACGUUAUUAUUAUUAUUAUUAUUAUUGUUAUUAUAACUAUUAUUAUUAUUAUUGUUAUGAUUGUUGUUGUUAUUAUAACUAUUAUUAUUAUUAUUAUAAAAAAAAGCCUAAUAAUAAGAUUAUUGUUAGUUGUAUUAUUAUUAUAUUAUUAAAGAUAGGCCUAAUAUUAUUAUUAUCAUUAUGAAUAGGCCUAAUAAUAUCAAUAUGUCAUUAUUAUUAUUACUAAUAUUACUAAAUCUAUGCUCUGAAUUAACAGACAAAAGAACCACAAAUUCUAAACCCGUUACAUCAGGUUACGUUUCUUUUUUCUGACUCAAUGAUUUUUACGGUUUUUAGACAUUUUCUCAGAUUUUAACAAUCUGCAAUAAUAAAACAUGAAAAUAUGGAGUUUAUUCUUUUUAGCUCCACGUAAACAAAUAAAAACCUUUAGGUAAUUUUAUUCACACCGUUUGUCCCUGAAAGACUUUGUUUUAUUCGCCAAUUUUAUUCCCACCAAAUCAGUGAAUUUACAACGAAGAAUAAAAAUACGUAAAAAUACAAACUGAGCCGAACAAACCUGCCGAUAAAGACAGAGAGAGAGGAGCUGUGUAUUAGAUAUACUUACCAAUAUAUAAAUCAGAAUCAAUAAUCAGAGAGGAGGUCGUGUGAGUGAAGGUUUGGACGUUUGUGUUUUAUUUGAAAAUGACAGAAUAAGUUAAGAAGAAGAAGAAGAAGAAGAACAUGCAGCAGAGUCGACAGAAACAAACACACGGAGGAGGAGGAAGAGGAGGAGGACGAGGACGACGGGGCUUUUUGUCUUUUUGCACAUUUAACCUUCUUUCUUUCCUUCCUUCCUUUCCUCCUCUCCUUUCCUCCUCUCCUUUCUUCCUCUCCUUUUCUUUCCUUCCUGCAGCCUCGUUGGGAGACGAUGAGAAGGAGGAAGAGGAGGAGGUUCGGACACAGAGAAGAGUAGAAGAAGAAAAAGACGAUGACCUCGGGCUUCAUUCAUGCACAUGGUAAUAAUAAUCAAUAAUCAAUAAUCAGAGUGAUGGAUUCACAGAGAGGAUUCAUCAACAGUCAGGAACAGACAGGGAGUGGUUUCUCCUUUUACACACCGAGUGAGAGUCCACAAACAAAGAUCCUCUCCGAGCGCAGCGUUCACCGGAACAGUCCGUGAAUUUACUUCACUUUGAUCAUCAAUACUUUUAUUGAUUAGGUCUUUAAAUAAACCCGAUCACCUCUAGAGAUCCUGGAUUCAUAUUUUAAAGCUCUGAGGAAAUCGGCGCUGACUGAGCCCUGAGUUUGGUCUGCAGGUCAUCAGGUCACGUUCAGCUUUAAUCACAGACUGAUCAAUUAAAAAAACAGCAGAAAUAAUGAUAUUGAUUAUUGAGAUGAUGUUAACGAAAGAGUCUCCCUCUCUGAGCUCGAACAGCGUUAACGCUCCGUCAGCAGGAGUCCAGAGUCGUAUCAAUAACGGGAUCGAAUGAUUACAAACUGAUCAAUAUCGCUCUGACUGAACUAGAGUUGGUGGUUUUUACAGUUUAGAGUCCAGGAGGCCUGAAGACUCCCAGAACCUGGACUUAAACACAGAACCAGAACCGAGCAGAUCCUCUCUGUUAUCAGGUCAGGAUGAAACAAAAACAGGAUCUAAAAUCAGAAACUCUUCGUCCUCCUCAGAGUUUGACUUCAGCUCGACCGCCGUGCCGACCGCCGCGCCGACCGCCGCGCCGACCUCUCUGUUCCUGUUUAUUCAGAUUUUUAAUGUUUUUCUCUGA
Molecule: messenger RNA, 2144 nt
Organism: Xyrichtys novacula (pearly razorfish)
Lineage: Eukaryota; Metazoa; Chordata; Actinopteri; Labriformes; Labridae
Source: the annotation of a GenBank genome assembly